ACAAGCGGUUGCUGAUGCUGAAGCCGAGCGUCACUUCGGCUCCCACGGCAGACAUGGCGACAUUGACAGUGGUCCAGCCGCUCACUCUGGACAGAGAUGUUGCCAGAGCAAUUGAAUUAUUGGAAAAACUACAGGAAUCUGGAGAAGUACCAGUGCACAAGCUACAAUCCCUCAAAAAAGUGCUUCAGAGUGAGUUUUGUACUGCUAUUCGAGAGGUGUAUCAAUAUAUGCAUGAAACGAUAACUGUUAAUGGCUGUCCUGAAUUCCGUGCCAGGGCCACAGCAAAGGCAACAGUUGCAGCUUUUGCAGCUAGUGAAGGCCACUCCCACCCUCGGGUAGUCGAACUGCCAAAGACUGAUGAAGGCCUUGGUUUUAACGUGAUGGGAGGAAAGGAGCAAAAUUCCCCCAUUUAUAUCUCUCGCAUCAUUCCUGGAGGGGUGGCUGAAAGACACGGAGGCCUCAAAAGGGGAGACCAGCUGCUAUCAGUGAACGGAGUGAGCGUGGAAGGCGAGCACCACGAGAAAGCUGUGGAACUGCUCAAGGCUGCCAAAGACAGCGUCAAGCUGGUGGUCCGGUACACCCCAAAAGUCCUGGAAGAAAUGGAGGCGCGCUUCGAAAAGCUCCGGACCGCCCGGCGCCGACAGCAGCAACAACAGCAGCGGCAGCAACAAACACAGCAGAACCACAUGGCCUAGGCAUUUCAUCUGCCAACAUCAGAUAGUCUGGAGUUCUAUAAAUUGUCCUUGCUCUCCUUUGGAAGAGACAGUUAAUAGCAUAACACACCUCUCCGCUAUGAUGUCUGCAAAUGGGAUUUUGAAGGGAGGCUCAGAUGUUCUUGGGAAAAUGACAAUGGGUAGUGGUGGUUUUAUCAGACUACUAUUUGCACAACCAGAAACACUGGAUAUGACAUGAGACUUUCAAUGGUUUGUGACACUCACAAAAAGGAGAAGCUACGUGGGGAAGUAUAAAGACUCCAGGAUUUGUCCUCAGACACUGCUGAGAAUUCAGCUAUCUUUCUUUCAUAGCUUGUGAGUUUUUAUUGUAUAUAUCCCAUAGUUGGGUGACUUCAUCUAAAAUCACCUUCCAUUCACUCUAAAAACUACAUUUAUUCAACAGUAAGGAUCUAUUUGGUACUGCCAUGGGCUCGACACUGUUCAGUGGGCGGUAGAAACAGCCUGAGCAAAGCAAAGUCCUUGCGCUCAUGGUGCUUACAUCCUGGUUGGAGGAGAUAGUUAAUAUCCAGGUAAAUGAAAAUAACCUAUUGGGACCAGUACUUCACAGAGUUAAAAUCGAGUGCUCUGAUAGACACUGGCUAGGUGACAACCUUCUAUUAGGUGAUCAGGGGAGACGUCUCAAAGGAGAUGACGUGUAAGGUGGGUUGAAUGCUGAGGAGAAGCCAGAAAUGAGAAGAAGAAGAAGAGGAACUAGCCAGUGCCUAGCUCUAAGAGAGACAUGAGCCACUUGAUGUUUGAGGAAUAGAAAGAAAGCUGGGGUAGUUAGUUAGGAAAUAAUGAGGAAGGACAGAGAGAUAGAUGGGGGCCAGGUCACAGAAAGCUUUUUAAAUCACUGAGGGAAGUUAGAUUUUAUUGCAGUGGAAGCCACCAAAGGUUUUAAGCAAGGGACUGACAUCUGAUUUAUGUUUUAAAAAAGAUCACUCGUGCUGUUCUGAGGAAAACAGAUUAUUGCAAGGUAAAAGUGAGAGCAGAGACUAAUUAGAAGGCUGUUAUAGAGUAGUCCAGGCAAGCGAUAUGGUGGUUGGACUAGGAGGAUAGGGUUGGGAUGGAGUGAUAAGGAUGCAUCUGGACAAGUCAUUUUGCCCACAUCUUUCUCCUCUCUAAUCCAUUCUGAAUACAAAGGUACUUUACCUCACUCAGUACUGUCAGAAUCCCUUCAAAGGUCUAAUAACAAUCCAUAGUUCUUUAGUAGAACAUGGAACUCUUUCCACUAACUCAUUUUUGUCUUCCAUCCUCAAUAAUGUGAACUUGUACUGUUUUCCUAAUUGAUUUGCCACACUGGCCCACAGUAAAAUUAUUCUAAAGUGUUUUGAAAGAAAUGUGUUGCCAUGCAGACUUCUGAGGUCUUACUAAAAGCUUCCACUCUUCUACCCAUUCAGUCAUCUUUGGAAGGAUACUAUUUGGCCAUCAGUAUUUGCUGGGCCGUGCACUCCAUUUCAUUUCUCUGCUCCAUCAGUCUUCAUUAAAUCACUUCAGAAUUUCCUAUUGUCUCAUCGCCAAAGACUAACAUUUUUUAAUAAAAGACGUUUACAAACAGUUUUUUUUUCUUGUAGAGGGUACGGGAAAGUUCUGUUUAAAUGAGCAUGCAAUUUAUAUUUAUGCCUGCCAAGACAGCCAUCGCUACACACACGCUCGUGGCCUUUUGGGAGGCCAAUGCCUGUAGCGGCCAUUCCAAGUACGAGCGACGUCGUACCGAGUCAGGUCAUCCACGGAUUUUAUGGUGAAUUCAGUCAAAGAGACCUACAUUAGCUCUUGUUCAACUCUUAAUUAAUUAAAAUUUUAAGGAUUAAAUGGGAUUUGCUACACUUCCUAACUCAUACUAUGGUUGCUUUGGGGAAGAAAUUUGAAGCUAAUUUGGUGUGUGGAGACUUAUCUCUUAUGCCCACUUUUAAUUUCAAACUCGCCUGAAAUAAAACUCAAUUGUCUUUUCCCCUAACUUCCAUGUGUGAUACUCAGGAGUAGAUUACAUUUUCUGAAAGGUAAUAGAGAUGAUCACUAUACAACCGAAUUAUAGAAACCUAAACAGAGGUUAGGAGUAUGGCUAUUUUUAUGCUAUCCCCACUUUCUUGACAAAGAGCAUUACAUUUAUUCAGCUUAAGGCAUCUUAUUUUUUAAAUCGUGAUUUUAUAGACUUCCAUAUUUCACCCAGAUUCUCAAAGAAUAAAAGGAGGAAGGAAGAGGAAUCCUUCCUGAGUUGUCAACAUUCUGAGGAAGUCAAGACUAAAAGAUUGUCAAAUUUCUCUGACCUAUUGCUGCAUUGACAGCGGAGAAUUCACUGCAUUUGAAACCAGGCUGGAUCGUCAAAGAUUUACAAAGUAGCUGGAGUUUAGCAGUGGCCUCACCAACUGUCAGGCCCCCGUUUCCCUUCCCUUGUCCGCUCCCGACUGUUCUGGCCUCCCACGACCACUGCCACAGCCGCCGUCCUUCGGGUCCGAUCCCGGGAACCACUGCAGAACUGAGGAAACCAGCCUCAAAGGACGACUCUGAUAAGCUUGAAUCCAAGGAACCCAGAG
Mirounga angustirostris (Northern elephant seal) is the source of this 3247-nucleotide messenger RNA. It is a transcript of the gene LIN7A, whose product is annotated as lin-7 homolog A, crumbs cell polarity complex component. Gene Ontology annotation, biological process: maintenance of epithelial cell apical/basal polarity; protein localization to basolateral plasma membrane; neurotransmitter secretion. Gene Ontology annotation, molecular function: L27 domain binding. The transcript has 6 exons. NCBI's taxonomy places the organism in Eukaryota, Metazoa, Chordata, Mammalia, Carnivora, Phocidae. The record is from RefSeq and is a predicted model, not a curated record. The coding region runs from base 15 to 695 and encodes 226 amino acids. Gene Ontology annotation, cellular component: cell-cell junction; MPP7-DLG1-LIN7 complex; synapse.